Messenger RNA from Temnothorax curvispinosus, 1128 nucleotides. RefSeq lists its product as uncharacterized. Bases 359 to 1081 code for a protein of 240 amino acids. The transcript has 4 exons. Lineage: Eukaryota; Metazoa; Arthropoda; Insecta; Hymenoptera; Formicidae. The record is from RefSeq and is a predicted model, not a curated record.
GUGGAUGGGAGUAAGUAAAAAUGUGAUGGAUGCUUGAGAGUGUGUGAAGGUGUAUGGCGAGGAUUGAAAUGUCGAUUAUCGAACCGGACACGUGGACAAUAACAUUUUCCAUUAUUGCGAUAGCACUACAUGCUACAUCCAUUAUUCAGUACCGUUCAGUCAGCACAAUAUGUUAUAGUUGAUUAUAACAGACGGUGGUCUGGUGAACAACUGGUAGAAAUCGUGACAUACUUAAUAAUGAGAAUCAUACAGUUUUGUGACGUUUGGGCAAGGUGUUAUUUGACACGAGCGCGGAUAUAGAAUGACAUAGAAGCUAAGCACCUCAAUCUGAGCAGAUCUAUAGAAGGUGAUAGAGAAAAUGCCGCGCAUCAAACCGUCGGGUCAGCCACCCAAAGUUUGGAAAUUGAUCGAGAAGACGGAUAAGGACGGGAAACCGAUGAAAUUUACGAUUCAGGAAAUUCCUGAGGACCGUUACGAAGACGCGGUACAACACAUGUGCACGUAUUUCUUAGUCGACGAACCGACCUGCCACUGUUUGAAUGCGAAAGAUGAUCCCGUAUUUGUACGAGAUAUAAGAACGCGCUGGCGCUUAUUACUCGCGGAAGGCAUAUCGAUAGCUGCAUUCACCGACAAUCCUAACGGUGGGAAACCCAUAAUCGCCGGUAUGAACGUUCUGGGUAUUCAUAGUAAAAAUGAGAAGGAUAACAUUUACGAGUUUAAGUCGGAGAAAUGCAAAUAUAGGUCCGAGAUUGUUGCUAAUGCAACGAAGGUGGUAUAUGAACGUUAUCACGAAAUUGACAAGUAUCUGUAUGAUAUUGGGCUUAGCGUAGACCCCGCUUACCGAGGAUACGGAUUAGGCAAGGAUAUUCUGAAAAUCAGAGAUCUUAUCGGACCUAUGUACGGAGUGCCAGCGACAUCCACUGGGUUCACAUCGAUAAUUUCGCAAAAGUCAGCGGCAGGUGUGGGAUUCGAAGAAUUUUCGAAAACAAACUUUACCGAUUUGGUGGACAAGAACGGGAAGGAAUAUUAUCCCGGUAUUAGUACUAAGGAGUUUAAAGUUAUGGGUAAAAGGUUGCUUUAAUAUAGUCCGACAAACGGAACAAUAACCAACACUGAAAAAGGAGAUUA